AUGGAAUCGGAUCUUGGCAAGCUCUUCAUUGGAGGAAUAUCUUGGGACACAGACGAGGAACGUCUCAGGGAGUAUUUUGCGACAUAUGGGGAGGUGAUUGAGGCUGUGAUCAUGCGGGAUCGCGCAACGGGACGUGCUCGUGGUUUUGGUUUUGUUGUCUUUGCUGAUCCUGCUGUUGCUGAGAGAGUCAUUGUCGAUAAGCACAUAAUCGAUGGUCGCACUGUUGAAGCAAAAAAAGCUGUUCCUAGGGAUGAUCAGAACAAUAUAAACAGACAGACUGGUAGUGUACAAGGAUCGCCUGGUCCCGGACGUACAAAGAAGAUUUUUGUUGGAGGCUUACCGUCAACAAUCACCGAAAGUGAUUUCAAGAUGUAUUUUGAUCAAUUUGGUACGAUUACCGAUGUUGUUGUUAUGUAUGAUCACAAUACACAAAGGCCAAGAGGAUUUGGCUUCAUCACAUUUGAUUCAGAAGAAGCGGUGGAUAGAGUUCUUUAUAAAACAUUUCACGAACUCAAUGGAAAGAUGGUUGAAGUCAAAAGGGCGGUACCGAAAGAACUUUCCCCUGGUCCUACCCGAAGCCCAUUGAUAGGAGGAUAUAACUAUAGUUUGAAUAGUAGGGCAAGUAGCUACCUAAACAAUUAUGGUCAAGGUUAUAGUAUGAGUCCAAUAGGAGGAUAUGGAGUCAGAAUGGAUAGUAGGUUUAGUCCGCUUACUGGCGGUAGAACUGGUUUUACCCCUUUCGGCAAUACCGGUUAUGGAAUGGGGAUUAAUUUGGAUUCUGGAUUGAGCCCAAACUUUGGAGGGAACUCCAAUUUCGGGAACAAUUUAGGGUACGGUCGAAUAUUUAGUCCUUUCUAUAGCGGCAACUCAAGCAGAUAUGCUACUCCGAUAGGCUAUAAUGGGGGUAACGGAAGAGGUGAUUCUCUUAUGAACUCGACUUCUCGCAAUGUCUGGGGAAAUGGAGGACUGAGCAGUGCUAAUAACCCCGUUAGCCCCGGUGCGUUCUUGGGAUCUGGAAGUGGGGCUUUUGGUGUUUCAAUUGGAAACAGUGGCACAAACUGGGGUCCAUCCAUUCCAGCUCAGGGUGGAGGGGCUGCUUCCGGCUACGCUACCGGAAAUAAUGUUUAUGAAGGCGGAGAUAACAGCUUUGGAUUAGGUGCUGCAGGGUAUGGAAGAAACAGCAAUGCAGUUGUUAAUCCAUCCUCUACGUUUAAUGCAUCAGCUGGUGGUUAUGACGGAUCGUAUGGAGACUUAUACCGCAGUGGCAGCGGUUCGGUUUACAAUGACAAUGCUUGGAGAUCUGCCGCUUCUGAGAUAGACGGUUCUGGCUCGUUCAGUUACGGUCUUGGUAGUAUUGCAUCAGACGAUCCUGUGAAGACUUCUGAGGGCUAUAUCGGAAGCUACAAUGUUGCAAGUAGACAACCUAAUAGAGGAAUCGCUGCUUAG
Molecule: messenger RNA, 1446 nt
Organism: Lathyrus sativus (Indian pea)
Lineage: Eukaryota; Viridiplantae; Streptophyta; Magnoliopsida; Fabales; Fabaceae
Source: the annotation of a GenBank genome assembly